AUGUGUACGCUUGCUGCACCCUAUACUCCGAUCGUGACAGGGCACACCCAGAAGGGCAAUCGGCUGUCGACGGUCCUUGGACUACACGAUGUGACGAAUCCAACAUUCGGCGCAAGCCAUGAGCUGAGCGAACAUCUCGCACGGUUCAGAAACCAUGACUGGCCAUCAACGGAGCUGGGUCCAUUACAAUCAUGGCCUCAUGCAUUACGCCAGUGGGUGAAUGUUAUGAUGGCAGAUCCACGAGCAGUGGCCCUCUGGUGGGGUCGGAACCGGCUGUGCCUUUACAACGACGCUUAUCGAGACAUCCUUGGGAAAAGGCACAGCUGGGCGCUAUCAAAGCCCCUUACUUCAGUUUGGCCUGACGAGGAUCCGAAUACUGCGCGUCUGAGAGAAGCUUUCAAUCACGCGGAUGCCACAGGCCAGCCUACAUUUGGCGGAGAUACAUGCUUCUUUGUGGACCGCUCUGGCUUUAAGGAGGAGGUGUGGGCCUCUUGGGCACUGAUCCCCAUCAUGGGGCCGUCCGAGAACAUUGCCUAUUUCAACCCCUGUUCAGAGACUACGAAGCAGGUCCUUUAUGAUAGGCGGAUGGCGACGCUACUUGCCGUUGAGCGUGCCAGCAACGAAGCCACCAACUUGAAAGAUUGGUCUCGAAGUGUUCUCGUAGGGCUGGAAUCCAACUCCGCAGAUAUUCCAUUCGCGGCUCUGUACUCCAUGUCUAAUCGAAGUUCCGCAAGAGAUCAUUCCGCACUAGGAUCACUCAAUGGAACACCGAUCGCCGCAAGCGUUGCAUUUGCCUCGUCACAGUGGACGUUGGAGGGCGUUCUCGAGAUGGAGUCAAGUACACUUGACUUGCCUACUACUAUGGAUUGGGAUCUAGCAAUUGAAAUAUUUGGGCCGAUGCUUGCACAGUCGAUUGACACAAACGGCGUGCAGUUUCUCAACGUUGACAAUGGCGACAACUCGUUUCCGUCCACACUGAGUGGCAAAGCUUACUCGAGAGCAUGGGGAGAUUUAUGCAAGUCGGCGCUCAUCAUACCAUUGGCAGAACGCGAUCGGGGAUCUCACAGGGGAUUUCUGCUGCUUGGUCUCAACCCUUGCUGCCGAUACGAUAAGGACUAUGAGAAGUUCACCAUGCUGGUGACAAGUCAGCUCCGCAGGUCCUUGGAUUCAGUCUGCUUAAUAGAAGCACGACAAAUGGUCAUGGAGGCUGAGCUUACCACGUACGAGCACGCUCUACUCACGGAGCGGUUGACUGUCUCCCAGCUAGACGUCAAAGACAGAGAAAUGCGGUUCCGCAAAAUGGCUGACAUGUCAAUGGUUGGCAUGUUCGAAGUCUCCGCGAUUGGUGAAUUGAACUAUGCUAACCCAUACUGGUACAACCUGACUGGCUAUCCGCGUGGCAACCAUCCGGCAUUAGAUUGGGUGAGGGUGAUUCAUGAGGAUGACCGGGACAAGUUUGCCGGUAAAUGGGCCUUGAUGAAGGAAGGCGAAGCGCUACAAUUCGAGAUUCGUCUGUCGAAACCGUAUGUCUCGGACGACUUCGUAGACGGCCAGCGGUUGGAGGGAGAGACGUGGGUAGCUGCCGCGGCACACGCUGAGUACAAGGACGGCAAAGUGCUCAACGUUGUCGGUACCGUGGCCGAUAUCAGUCGCCACAAAUUCAUGGAAGGCUUCCAACAACGACGUACGGCAGAAGCCUUAGAACUUAAACGUCAGCAGGAGGCAUUUAUGGACAUGGCAUCGCAUGAAGCUAGAAACCCGUUGGCAGCAAUCUCUCUGUCCGUGGAAAGUAUCCUUGACACGUACGAGAGUAUGUUGCAGAAGCCGGAUGACCGUUUCCUCAUCUCUCGAGACACGAUUGAAUCGUCACUGGACAGCGCAAAUACCAUCAUGGCAUGUGUUGCGCAUCAAAAGACGAUCAUCGACGACGUCCUUACCCUCAGCAAGCUCAAUUCCGGCCUGCUGCAGACAUCGCCGGUAGAAGUCAACCCGGUAGUGGAAGUCGACGGGGCUCUCAAGAUCUUCGAACCUGAGCUUCUACAAGCCGACAUUGAGCUCGAUUUCAAUGUCACGGACUCGUAUCAUCGCCAGGAGAUGAGUCGUGUUCUUCUUGACCCCGUUCGACUUCGCCAGAUUCUCAUCAAUCUCUUUACCAAUGCCAUCAAAUUCACAAAGGGCGAGCCUCGCCGACGGAUUACUGUCAGUCUCGCGGCGACAACAGAGCGACCAAGUCGCUCGGUCGAGGGAGUUUCUUACCUGAGCUCGUCAUCCAAGCGAGCUGUCAGCCCGGCUCGCGGCAACGAUAUUGUUUAUGUCCUCCUCGCUGUAGAAGAUACAGGAUGCGGCAUCGACAAGUCCGGGCUGGAUCGCCUGUUUCAACGUUUCCAACAGGCGUCCCCGAAAACACACAUCAAGUAUGGUGGGUCUGGUCUUGGUCUGUUCAUUUGCAAGGAACUAGCACGGUUACAGGGUGGUCAGAUUGGCGUCAUGUCAGAACGAGGCAAGGGGUCAACGUUAGCGUUCUAUAUUCGGGCAACGAAGUGCUCGCCCACUCAGUUGAAUGCGUCCAAGGACGAGACCUACACCAGAGACUGCCACAUCUUACUUGUUGAGGACAAUCUCGUGAAUCAACGAGUUAUGAUGAAACAGCUCCAGAAAGCAGGCUACACAGUAGCAAUCUGCAAUCACGGACAGGAAGCUUUAGACUACAUUAACACAACCCACUUCGCCAAGGAAGACGGCGUCAAACUCGACAUCGUCCUGUGCGAUGUGGAAAUGCCUGUGAUGAACGGGCUCGAAUGCAGUCAGAGGAUCCGGACAAUGGAGCGGCAAGGCGAGCUGAACGGCGAGGUGCCGAUGAUUGCAGUCACGGCGAAUGCUCGAGUCGAACAGCAGGAACUCGCGCUCCAGGCGGGUUUCGAUGCGGUGAUCACGAAGCCUUUCCGCAUGAAUGCGUUGUUGCCGGAGUUGGAGAGGUUUUGUUUGGGGGUGUGA
This is a messenger RNA of Zasmidium cellare ATCC 36951, 2994 nucleotides long. RefSeq lists its product as uncharacterized. The coding region runs from base 1 to 2994 and encodes 997 amino acids. NCBI's taxonomy places the organism in Eukaryota, Fungi, Ascomycota, Dothideomycetes, Mycosphaerellales, Mycosphaerellaceae. Gene Ontology annotation, biological process: phosphorelay signal transduction system; protein autophosphorylation. The transcript has 3 exons. Gene Ontology annotation, molecular function: histidine phosphotransfer kinase activity; phosphorelay sensor kinase activity. The record is from RefSeq and is a predicted model, not a curated record.